Messenger RNA from Tremella mesenterica DSM 1558, 3555 nucleotides. RefSeq lists its product as uncharacterized. The transcript has 7 exons. The record is from RefSeq and is a predicted model, not a curated record. Bases 1 to 3555 code for a protein of 1184 amino acids. NCBI's taxonomy places the organism in Eukaryota, Fungi, Basidiomycota, Tremellomycetes, Tremellales, Tremellaceae.
AUGGAUGACCCACCUCUGUCCGCCUCUACCCUUUCUCUCUCCGAUCCUAAUUCACUCAGUCAAAGUCAAAGUCACAGUCGUAGCAUAACCAGUCCACCCGAACCUGCUUCUCCCACUUCUCCAACAGCUAGUACUUUCUUACGAACCGCCCAAACACUCGAAGGAUUGGCGGCACAAUUGGGUGAGCUGGAUGAGGGACGGGAAGAAGGGGAAGAGAAAUGUUGUUGUGGUUUGAAUGGAUGCAAGGCCGCACAAGAGAGAGAGAGGAUAGAGGAGAGGUUAAAAUUGUCCGGAGAAAUCGGGCACGCCCUAUUACAACGAUACGAAGCUCUGGAACGUAAAGCUCAACGUGAUGUGGAAAGGUUAGAACGACAGGUCGAAGCGAAACGGAUUGCAUUGUUAGAAAGUGUAAGAAGGGUCAAAAGUUUGGAUAGGGCGAGUCAGACGCAAUUACAGAAGUAUUCUGAUUUGUUGAGGAAAAUGGAAGGUUUGGAGAAGCGAUACACGCAAUCUCUCCAUACCCAAGCUCUCACACAACAAUCUCUCACACACGUUCGCAAAGAGCUCACUGCUUUGAGAGAUAGAAACAACAGACAGAGUAUGGCGUUGGCUUCUGGACAUGGGUGGGAGGAAAGGUUAGCCGAAGCGGAAAAACGAUACGAGGAUGCUAGGGAUGCGACCGAGGUAGAAGAGCAGAAAGUUAGAGAUGAGGUCAAGAAGAGAAAGAGGGCCGAGGCUCGAAUAGCCGAGCUUGAAGGUCAAUUGGAAGUCGCCAGUCGCGAGAUAGACGAGGUCAAAGAAGCUCGCGCCAAUGAUGCUCAAGACUUACUGGCCAAUGCGAAAGAACGUCUCGCCGUCCUUCACGCCGAAUUAUCCGAGACGUUCCACGCUUCUGAUCCUACCGAGACGCCAGAAUAUCAGAAAACUCUCGAGGAUCUCGUUGCUACCAACGCCCUUCUCAAACAUGACCUGGCCGAAGUAUCGGCUAUGCUCUCAUCAUCAAGGGAAGAAUCAAUCGUACUCAAAACUGAAAUAGACGAUCUACGCUCAGUGGUCGGCGUCGCGAGACGGUCAUCUCCUGACCAUUUACAAACUCGCGAUGGGGACUCUAUCGCGUCUGGACGUCUCGAUCUGGCUACUGAAUUGGCAAGAAAGGGACAUGGUAGGACAGAGUCCAGUCCAUCGUUUGCUACCUUCUCCGAUAGACUAGGCUGGGCUCGUAUGUCCAUCGGACCUGGAUCAGGAUCUCAGGCAUUAAAUGGAUGGGAGAACAGACGUAAUUCCAUGGCACACUCAUCGUAUAGUGUCUCGACGGAUUUAGCUUCACCUGGUUUAGGAUAUGGUUCUGUAGGAGAGUAUGCGGGUAGUGUGACUGGAGGUGAUGGAAUAUCAGGAGUAACCAGUCCACAGAGUGGGAGAAGUAGUCCGAAACAAAUGUUUCGUAGUAGUCCCAGUGGCGGUAUCGGAUAUGUUUUAAAUGGUGUCCCUGUCAAAACGAGUCGAUCUGUCAAAAGAAUGAGUAUUGGUAGACCAGGGGUUAAAAAUUACACAACCACAGGAGUAGAUCCUAUCGCUGAACAUUCGUCUACAGAUGUGGACGGUUCGACAACUCUGGUUGAAACGGAUCCUCCUUAUUCACCAAGUGCAUCAGAAUAUUUCAGACAAGCGGAAAUCGGUCGAAAACGUCGUUCACUCCUCCUUCAAAUUCAUCGCUCUGCUUCUCCUGAACCAUCAAUCGAUCAUGAACCAAAUUCUUCUCUCAUUGAUCCACACAUGACAGAUUUGCCUUCCCCCACAUUAGAGUUAGAAAUCAGUGGCCUACCCAACGAGAACAGGGUACAUCGUCGAACUCUGCUUCUACUCACGCGAUCCAGAGGUGUACAGACGGACAUCUCCAAUAUGGGCAUUAGAGCGGUGUCGGGAUCUGGCCUCGAUGCUUCUACGGCAUCUCCUCUAACGGUGGAACAACGAUCGGAAACUUCUUCCUUGCACGAUGGAAAGAAUACCUUAGCAUCUCUUAUCGAAUGGCUCGCCAAAUUACUCGUCCGUCUACAUGCCGCAGAUAUACCCUCACUCAACAAACGUCUCAAGGCUCAACGACUACCAGGUGAUGUUGGCCAUCUCUCCCAGUCGACUCUGAAGACUCUUUCCGGUGAAGUUUCUAAUUUACGUCAUCACUUCCGCGGUCUAUUGGAUGUCUCAACGGCAUCGAGAAAAGAGAUGAUCUUACUUUUCAAAUUACUCAAGGACGUCUUCACCGACUUGAUCGAAUUACAAAGUGUUCUGAAUGAUGUGACUAUCGACCCCUCUCUUGCCAAACGUCUUCAUAGGAAAGCAUUACAAGAUGAGGAAGAAGUGACAGCCAAAGCGGCUGGUGGAGGUUUAGGAUGGAUUGCAGCUCCCAUCACCAAGUUAUUCACCAAUCCAACACCAGAGACAACAUCUAUUCAACCUAGCAAGACCGACGGUGGGAUAUCAGCUCCUAUGGCUGUUCGUGCAGUUCCGAAACAAAUAGCUUCCAUUUCAGCCACUACGACACACGUAUCCGUUGAAGCUGGGGCGGCCAUAGCUCGACCUAUCACUACUCGACCGCCCCUCCCCACCAUCUCAAACAAAGUGGUUGAUGUUCUUCCUCCUUCCCCAAGUCCUCAAGACUUAGUGUCUGACGACUCUACCUCUCUCGCCCCUAAUCCCGCACUUCUUCAAGUGAGAACGCUUCGUUCCAGUCCAAGUCGAGUGAACAGGUCGGACCUAUUGGGUAUCUUUGCCGGUGCUCAACCUCGUCCCUCAACACCGACUUCUGGUUCUUGGCAAGUACUCGCUCACCCAUCCAUACCUUCUAGUUCUACUUCUGGACGUGCCGGUCUUCGGAUCGCAAGUUCUCAAUACUUUGGUGAUCGUUCCAAUAAACAUCCUCGUGACUCUCCUACACAACGAAAGAGGUUAUCAGCUAUGGUAGAUGCUGUUAUCGAUCCCACCGCCGAUCAACUUGACGAAUCAGGGACCGAUCCUUUGGAAGAUCGUCCCCCUUCCCCAUUAUUGCAAAGAACAUUACGACCGAGAGGAUUAUCAGACUCCAGUAUCCGUUCCACUUUUGUCAGUCAAGCGGCUAUACAAGUUGAUCUCACUGCUCCAGCACCACGAAUGGGACGGUCUGUGGAGAAACGCGGAAUGUUAGAAACUUUUUCUAGAUUUUGGAUGACAAGACCUACUACACCUCCUCCACCUUCAACAACUACCUCAGCUCCUCAAAGAGAAGAAAUAGGGGGAACACCACCGAUCCCAACUGUAUCACUUAAUCCUCCAACACCGGCAAGACCAAUACCGGUAUUGAAACGACCGAAAGAGAUAACGAGCAAGCCAAUGGCGUUGUCUCCGACUUUGGCAGCAUCGCCAGGAGCGGCAGUAGGUGGAGGAUUCUUGGGUAUGCUGGCUAGUAGUUUUGUAGGGACGGGAACCGAGGGUGGAAAUAGGAUGGAAGAAGGGGAAGAUAUGGGUGCUACUUUGAGACGGCCAGUCGUCGGUCCGAGGAAUUUACAGAGGAGUAGGGUAUGA